UCAAUUUGAAUUCAGUUCUUGACGACCUCCUCCUCUUCUAGGGCUUCCAUUGCCCUCCAACUCUCUACUCUCACCGUUCUUGUUCUGUUACUCAGCCCUCUGGAUUCUCCACGACACUCGUCUUCCAUUUCUGCUCCUCAUCAGCUUCUUUCUUCUUGAGCAAUCAUAAUCUUCAAUUCGAGGCACUGUGUUUUUUGUUGCUGGAUUCCGAUUCCCAAUGGUGAAAACUUCCAAGUCCGUCCAGGAACGCUUCGAAGACGAUGGCAACGGAGAAUUGGGAGUAAAGAUUGAGGGGAAGAGUGGGGACAGCAAGGCGAGUGAUCAUCGGUCUAAACAUUCAGAGACUGAGCAGCGGAGGAGGAGUAAAAUUAAUGAAAGAUUUCAGAUUUUGAGAGACCUCAUACCUCAGAAUGACCAAAAAAGAGAUAAGGCUUCAUUCUUGUUAGAGGUAAUAGAAUACAUUCAGUUUCUACAAGAGAAGUUAAAUUUGUACGAAGGGUCGUGCCAAGGUUGGAGUCCAGAACCUUCAAAAUUGAUGCCAUGGAAGAAUUAUAGAGCUUCUGAAAAUUAUGUUGAUCAUUCUCAAGUGAUAAAGAGUGGUUCCAGUCAUGAGAAUGCUGUUUUCUCCCAACCAAUGCUAACAAAUGCAUCAAAUGUGAUGGACGCUGACUUGGGUCCCGUGGCAGAAUUAAAUGCAGUCGAUCAUGCUCUUGUCUCUGCUUCUCAAGAACUCCCCAUGACCAUGCGUGCACAACCAGUUGUGUUUGACUCGGUUGGAAGAGGUAGUUUAUCCACUGAAACUUUGGAUGAACCUGCAUCAGGAUCAGAGAACAUCUCUUCCAAGACCAAGACUGAAUCGUUUCAGGGCAGAACCUCUACCAGCACAGGUUUCCGAAACCAUGCUGUUAGUGAUCGGGAGGAUCUGACCAUGGAAAGUGAACUGGAGAGUAUCUCAGGUGCCUAUUCCCAUGGGCUACUGAAUACCUUGACCCAGGCGCUGCAGGCUUCAGGCAUUGAUCUGUCACAGACCAAUAUCUCCGUGAAAGUUGAUGUUGGAAAACGAGCAAAUAGAACGAUGUCCAUGUCCGAGAUAUUUCACCAGGAUGACAAAAAACAAUCUAUGAACAAUCAAGUGAUGGCAGAGAGUUUACAUGGCUGCUUCACUGAGAACACAGAACAAGCUCACAAGAAGCUUAGAACAGGGGUCUAGUGUGUUCUUCCCUUGUUCACUUCCAGUUUUUUUUCUUUAAAUGGGUGGUGGGUUUAAUCCUGGCCUUGUUUUUUUCCCAGGUCAUGGUCUGUUAGCAACUGGGAUGUCUUUGAUUGUACAUGUCUUUCUCCUUUGUCCCAGUUGCAAUGGUAUAAGGUUAAGUUGAGAUAGAAAAAGCUUGCAUUUUCUAAUGUCGUGUACUUGUAAUUUUCCAGAUUAAUGAGAGCCCCAAGAAUAUUAUUAGUUGCA
Molecule: messenger RNA, 1459 nt
Organism: Cucurbita pepo subsp. pepo (vegetable marrow)
Lineage: Eukaryota; Viridiplantae; Streptophyta; Magnoliopsida; Cucurbitales; Cucurbitaceae
Product: transcription factor BIM2
Biological process (GO): DNA-templated transcription
Molecular function (GO): protein dimerization activity; DNA-binding transcription factor activity
Source: RefSeq, a predicted model, not a curated record